GAGUGCAUCUUUAAAUCAAUUUGCAAAGAAGAACAAUCCGCAUUUUCAAGAACAAAUUAAGGAUUUGGGGCUUAAAGGAACUGCUGUCUUCUUAAAAGAUAAACUAAAAUUUGACGGAAUUAUUAUGAAAGGUUUCUUUGAAGAUACAAUCAAUGAUAUAUUAGAUCAUAUAAAAACACUUCUGGAGAAAUAUCCAAACGUAAAUCACAUUCUCCUAGUUGGUGGUUAUGGUGAAUGCUUUCUUCUACAAGAAGCAAUACGAAGAAAAUUUCGGAAUAAGACAUUGAUUGUUCCACAGGACUGUGGACUUGCAGUAGUUAAAGGUGCUGUCUUAUUUGGGCAUAACCCCGAGACAAUAUCUGAAAGAAUCUUGAGAUAUUCGUAUUUUUCAAAUACAAGAAGAAAAUUUGACCCUUGCAUUCAUGACAUUAAAAGAAGAGAAGUUUCUGAUUUUGGUGAUGAAACCUGUAAAGGCACCGUAACAAAAAUUAUCACAGCUGGAACAACCAUUGUGUCUAAAGGAUUAGAGAUCGAAAAGGGAAUGUCUGCGCUGCGAAAAGACAGUAAACAUAUAUCAUACAAGAUUUAUUAUUCAGAGGAAAAUGACCUUCUGUACAAUGACUCUGAAGACUGCAAACCUUUUGGAACAAUCCGAGUACCAUUGGCAGGUGAUGAGGAAAAAAAGAAAAGAUGCAAAGUUGUUUUUACUUUUGGUCUCACUUCUAUUCAGCUGAAGGUGAGGAAUUCAGCAGGCGAGGAGGUUGAAAGGUCAUUUGAUCUUCUCGAAUGAUAGAUGGUCUGAGACAUUUCAGGGCAUAAUCAGG
Molecule: messenger RNA, 824 nt
Organism: Saccostrea echinata
Lineage: Eukaryota; Metazoa; Mollusca; Bivalvia; Ostreida; Ostreidae
Product: heat shock 70 kDa protein 12A-like
Exons: 2
Coding region: 125-790 (221 amino acids)
Source: RefSeq, a predicted model, not a curated record